CACCUUACUCAGCUGUCACAAAAUUCUUCAACAAAAAAAAAACACACACAAAGGCAAACGCAAAAAAGGAAGAGUGUAAAUAAGAUCAUCUCCAAAAAUCCAAAGUUGCCAAGUGUAUUGAAAAUAAACUUUCGAUGCUGAUACUGUUCCCGGGCAGGCGUGGAAUAGGCCCACGUCGGAGAUAAGUUGAGUGGGUGCAUCAACACACCAUUGGUCGGGCGAUAAGCAUCAGCAAGCGACCGUACCACCUACACGUACCAUUGGCGACGGGGACAGUGAAAGCACCGCAGUGGCACUGUCACUACACGGGCAGCAGUGAAACACAUCAACAUUCAUCAUCCGUUGCAUUGUUUGGCCAGCCAAGGGCUGCCAGCGAAAUCGGACGUUCGCGGAACGUUUGGCCGGAGCCAUGUACUGUCUGCAAUGUCUCAUCCCGGUGCUGCUGAUUCCCAAACCGACGAAUCCGGCCCUGAUGCAAACGCACGUGAUGUUUAUCGUGCUCUAUCUGAUCGGUUUCUUCCUCGAGCGUAAACCGUGCACCAUCUGCAGCCUGGUGUUCCUGAUGGCCGUGUUUCUGGUCUGCAACAGUGGCGUCGGGAACUGCCUGUUCUGGGGCAACUGCGAGGGCCACACGUGCGACAAUGGCUAAUCGAAACCGGUGGGCGAAGGACCAAUGUUGCCGGAGAGUGUGCUGGUUAGUUGGUUGGCUGGUCGGUUGGUUUUUUCGUGAAGGUUUAUUUCUACUGUUUUGUAUCACACUUUCUUAUUCUGAUUGUUUUCCAUCGUUUUACCCCCAUCGACACAUUCGAUCCAUACGGCCAAAGAUUUAGAGAAUUGCGUGUGUGUAUGUAUUUGUGUUUCUGAGACCUGUAAGUGCAAUCCCCGCUGCAGGCAACAUGCGUUCGCUUCGUACCAGUUGUAGCUAAAUUAAUUGUUUUUAUCUGUUUUUAGUCGUUGAAUCAGUUAUUUGCAUUGCCCAGUAUGUUUUAUUUGCUAUGACCGCCCGCGGUGUUUUAUGGGAAUAUUUCGAGAACACAAAGACUGCAGGACGCAGAUCAAUCUUAAACGCAAGCAAACGCGGUUGUGCUGUUGUGCUCUGGCAACGAGACAGAGAGAUUUGAAAGUAGCUGAGUCGUCCUUAAAUGAGCGAUAGAUAUUAGACGUAGCCAUUACCCCGAUGUGAUCGAUACUGGAAGCGUUGCGAUUAGGUCCACUGUAUCACCAAACAAAAGAGAAAAACAGCAAAAUUAAAAUGCUUACAGCAAACGUACAGGUUGAUAAACUUUACUAGCGUAAAGCGUGCAGUAGUGACACGAUUUUGGGAUACGUCAUAUGAUUAUCUUAUUCAGGAUUAAUGGUUGUUUGUUGAUCAUAAUAUUAGCAGUUCUAAAUUCACAGUAAAUCAAUCAUGUACUCCCUGCUCUCCAUCCAGUGUUUGGCAGUAGCUAGUGAGCUCCCAUUUUUUCCGAAAGGAGUUUAAAAAUAAUCGUUACAAAAUUAAUCAAAACUGAACAUCACUUGUACGUCCGCACGAAGGUCCCGGUCGGAUGGAAACAACAGAGCAAUGGCCGACCGAGUAAUGCGUUAAAUUUCGAACUGAUUUUACGAGCCCUUUAUCUCGAGCCUGGUGGCUUGUCAGCGUGGUGGAACGUCUCCCCGCCGAUAGUCGCUUUGUUAUCAUGCACUAUUACUAUCUGGAGCACGAAAAGACGCUCGACGAUAAGCACGAACCGAUGUGGUCAAAACUAAAACUCAAAAGCAAAUCAAGGCUGGCAAGCGGGCACGCGAUCGAGAACGAUAAUUGUACAUAGUUGAUGAACAUAAGUGUAGUAUUUAUUUUUUUAAACAAACCCGUAAACAGCCCUAAAUGUCUCUAGGUUAGCGUGUUAAAAUCAAUUUAAACAGUAAAUGUACACUACUUAAUAAAAAACAAACUGGAUUACAAAUUACGAA
Anopheles stephensi (Asian malaria mosquito) is the source of this 1953-nucleotide messenger RNA. RefSeq names its product bladder cancer-associated protein (gene bc10). NCBI's taxonomy places the organism in Eukaryota, Metazoa, Arthropoda, Insecta, Diptera, Culicidae. Bases 410 to 649 code for a protein of 79 amino acids. The record is from RefSeq and is a predicted model, not a curated record. The transcript has a single exon.